AUGAUUUCACAUUUAUAUAUUGUUGGUGUUAGUGCCUUGGUUGCAACUGCCGUUCAAGCUAGUAUUAUUCAAAACAAACCAAGAGAUGGGGUUAUUGCAUUAGAUAUGCAAUUUGAUUCAAACUCACAAGAUUUAAUAAAAAGACAAGUUGGUGAGCAUGAUUACAGCUUUCCAGGUACUAGCCUUCCAAAAUUAGUUUUACCAGUUGGUUCAAAUAAAGAUGAAGUUCAGUUAUUCGUAGAUACUGGAAGUUGGUUAACUCAAGUACCUGAUGUUGCAACAAAUUGUGCCAAGUGUUUGUUACCAGAUGGGAAAUUAGGUUUAUACGAUGCUAAUAAAUCAACAACAGCAGUAAAAACAGGGCAAUCUUUAAAAUCUACCUUUGGUUCCACUGCUUAUUUUUAUGGUGAAGGUGUUAUUGAUGAUAUAUGGUUUGAUCCAGAUUUCAAGAUUCCAGGAACAUUAUUUAAUGAUGUUCAUGAUAUUGGUUCAUCAUGGCCAUAUGGUAUCCUUGGACUUGCAAAACCACCAAAGGGAUCUGAAAAUGAAAAUAUAGUAUGGAAUGCUUAUAAAGCUGGAUUAAUUAAUAAACCAAUUUUUGCUAUAACUCAAAGAAAUGAGAGUGCUACUAGUUUACAAUUAUUUUUAGGUGGUUAUAGUAAAUCUCAAUUAAUUGAAGAUUAUACUUGGACAUCAAUAAACAACGAAAACUUUGCAGGUCAUAUUGAUUUUGUUGAUAUUAAUGGUACCAAAGUUAUAAUCAAUGAAACUGUAACUUUUGAUACCGGUAAUUAUCAAGCUGGUGUUACUCAAGAAAUUUUUGAUGCACUUUUAGCUUCGUUCCCAGAUGAUCCAAAUAAUGCCAGAGGCAGUAAUAAGAUUGAUUAUAAUUUAAUUAAAGAUAAAACAAUGACUGUUUCAAUUUAUGGUAAAAGUUAUAAUGUUCCAUUAAUAGCUUUUAUCGAACCUGAUUGUAAAAGUCAACAUUGUAAUAUUUGGAUUCAUGUUUCAGCUUGGAAUUGGGGAUCUGGUUUUAACAGAUUUUUGAAUUUAGCUUUGAAUUAUGAUAAUGGUUCAUAUAUUGGUAUUGCAGGAUGGAAACCAUCAAAUACCAAUGAUAUUGUUUCUUUUUAA
Messenger RNA from Lodderomyces pseudojiufengensis, 1134 nucleotides. RefSeq names its product pepsin-like aspartic protease. Gene Ontology annotation, molecular function: aspartic-type endopeptidase activity. The transcript has a single exon. NCBI's taxonomy places the organism in Eukaryota, Fungi, Ascomycota, Pichiomycetes, Serinales, Debaryomycetaceae. Gene Ontology annotation, biological process: proteolysis. Bases 1 to 1134 code for a protein of 377 amino acids. The record is from RefSeq and is a predicted model, not a curated record.